Cinclus cinclus is the source of this 2910-nucleotide messenger RNA. RefSeq names its product semaphorin 6A (gene SEMA6A). The transcript has 17 exons. Gene Ontology annotation, biological process: negative chemotaxis; semaphorin-plexin signaling pathway; positive regulation of neuron migration. The record is from RefSeq and is a predicted model, not a curated record. NCBI's taxonomy places the organism in Eukaryota, Metazoa, Chordata, Aves, Passeriformes, Cinclidae. Gene Ontology annotation, molecular function: chemorepellent activity; semaphorin receptor binding. Bases 1 to 2910 code for a protein of 969 amino acids.
AUGAGGUCAGAAGCCUUGCUGCUAUAUUUCACACUGCUACACUUUGCUGGGGCUGGUUUCCCAGAAGAUUCUGAGCCCAUCAGUAUUUCACAUGGCAACUCCAAUUUACAUUCUCAGGAUGAAUGUCAUAACUUUAUUAAGGUUCUCCUAAAAAGAAAUGAAGAUACACUGUUUAUCUGUGGAACAAAUGCAUUCAACCCUUCUUGCAGGAACUACAAGAUGGAUACCUUGGACUAUCUGGAAGAGGAAUUCAGUGGGAUGGCCAGGUGCCCUUAUGAUGCAAAGCAUGCCAACGUUGCAUUGUUUGCAGAGGGAAAGCUGUAUUCUGCCACAGUGACCGACUUCCUUGCAAUAGAUGCAGUCAUAUACCGGAGCCUUGGAGACAGCCCAACUCUGCGGACAGUUAAACAUGACUCCAAGUGGUUGAAAGAACCAUACUUUGUUCAGGCAGUUGACUAUGGCAAUUACAUAUACUUCUUCUUCCGGGAAAUAGCGGUGGAGUACAACAGCAUGGGAAAGGUAGUUUUCCCAAGGGUGGCCCAGGUUUGCAAAAAUGACAUGGGAGGAUCUCAGAGAGUGCUGGAAAAACAGUGGACUUCCUUUCUCAAGGCUCGGUUGAACUGCUCAGUUCCUGGCGACUCACACUUCUACUUUAACAUACUGCAGUCAGUUACAGAUGUUAUCCAUUUCAAUGGUCGGGAUGUUGUUUUAGCAACAUUCUCCACUCCAUAUAAUAGCAUCCCUGGCUCUGCAGUCUGUGCCUAUGACAUGCUUGACAUUGCCAAUGUAUUUACUGGGAGAUUCAAAGAGCAAAAGUCUCCAGACUCCACAUGGACACCAGUUCCUGAUGAACGAGUGCCCAAGCCCAGGCCUGGUUGCUGUGCUGGCUCUACUUCAUUAGAAAAAUAUGUAACAUCUAAUGAGUUCCCAGAUGAUACUCUGAACUUCAUCAAAACACAUCCACUGAUGGAUGAGGCUGUACCUUCCAUUGUGAACCGACCCUGGUUCCUGAGAACAAUGGUCAGAUAUCGCCUGACCAAAAUUGCUGUUGACUCUGCUGCUGGGCCGUAUCAGAACUACACCGUGGUUUUCUUGGGGUCAGAGAAGGGAAUCAUCCUGAAGUUCUUGGCACGGACAGGAAACACUGGUUUCCUAAAUGACAGCCUUUUCCUGGAGGAGAUCAAUGUUUACAAUCCUGAAAAGUGCAGCUAUGAUGGCAUGGAGGACAAGCGGAUCAUGGGCAUGCAGCUGGACAAGCCCAGCAGCGCCCUGUACGUUGCCUUCUCCACCUGUGUCAUCAAGGUUCCCCUGGGGCGCUGCGAGCGCCACGGCAAGUGCAAAAAGGCCUGCAUAGCAUCCAGGGACCCGUACUGCGGAUGGGUGAAGGAGAGCGGGGUGUGCAUGCAGUUGUUCCUUGGCUCCAAACUGGCAUUUGAACAGGACAUAGAACGUGGCAAUACAGAUGGCCUGGGUGAUUGCCAAAAUUCCUUCGUAGCCCUGAAUGACAUUUCAACUGCUUCACCUGAUCAUGAAAUGUCUUACUACACAGUGUAUGGACACUCCAGUUCCCUAGUCCCAAGCACCACCACUUCUGACUCUCGCGCUCGACAGGGUUAUGAUGCUAGGGGACGCAUGCUGGAUUGGAAGGAUCCGCUUGGUUCAUCUGAAAAUACAGAUCCAUAUGUGGCAGUUUCAUCCCAUAAUCAUCAAGACAAGAAGGGAGUGAUUCGUGAGAGUUACCUGAAAGGUCAUGAUCAGCUGGUGCCAGUCACCCUGUUGGCCAUUGCUGUUAUUCUUGCUUUUGUCAUGGGGGCUGUUUUCUCGGGAAUCAUAGUGUACUGCAUCUGUGACCACCGCCGCAGAGACAUGGCUGUUGUGCAGAGGAAGGAGAAGGAGCUGACACACUCUCGCCGCGGCUCCAUGAGCAGUGUUUCCAAGCUCAGUGGCCUCUUUGGGGAUGCUCAGUCCAAGGAGCCGAAGCCUGAAGCUAUCCUCACGCCUCUGAUGCGCAAUGGCAAGAUGGCUACCCCAGGCAGCACUGCCAAGAUGCUAAUCAAAGCUGACCAGCACCAUCUGGACCUGGCUGCCCUGCCAACCCCUGAGUCCACCCCAACCUUGCAACAGAAGAGAAAGCCCAGCCGAGGCAGUAGGGAAUGGGAGAGAAACCAGAACCUCAUCAAUGCCUGCACAAAAGAUAUUCCCUCAAUGGCCUCACCAGUGAUCCCAACUGACCUGCCGCUCAGGGCUUCUCCCAGCCACAUCCCCAGUGUUGUGGUCCUGCCCAUAGCCCAGCAAGGCUACCAGCAUGAGUAUGUUGACCAGCCAAAAGUGAGCGAUGGGGCUCAGAUAUCUGUGGAGGACCAGAAUGCCACCCUUGAGUACAAAACUAUCAAGGACCACCUCAAUAGCAAAAGCCCCAGCCACGGAGUUAACCUGGUGGAAAAUCUCGACAGUAUGCCGCCAAAAGUGCCCCAGCGGGAGGCGUCCCUGGGGCCCCCAGGUGCCUCACUGUCACAGAGCGGGCUGAGCAAGCGACUGGAGAUGCACUCCUCUGCUUACAACAUGGAUUACAAGAGAAGCUACCCCACAAACUCACUCACAAGAAGUCAUCAGGCAUCAACUCUCAAAAGAAACAACACUAACUCCUCCAACUCGUCCCACCUGUCCCGCAACCAGAGCUUCAGCCGGGGUGACAACCCACCGCCAGCCCCACAGCGGGUGGACUCCAUACAGGUCCACGCUGCUCAGGCACAGGCUGUGACUGUAUCCCGGCAGCCAAGUCUCACUGCCUACAACUCAUUGACCAGGUCAGGCUUGAAACGCACACCCUCGCUAAAGCCAGACGUACCUCCCAAACCUUCCUUUGCUCCGCUUUCCACGUCCGUGAAGCCCAACGAUACAUGUACAUAA